AUGAUGCGUUUGACACGCUGGGCGCCUCCACCCAACAGCCUGGUGCCUACUAAGAUACCUAACCCUAAGCAAAAUGCGGACAAGACAAACAGCCACAUCUUGUCAGCAACAAGCAAGCAGACAGACAAGCAACAAGACAACAAGCCAACAAGCACAGCAAGCACCAGUGCCAACUUGCAAAUCAUCAACGCCCAGACCCGGCAACAUGGGCCCGCCCAGGACUCCUUGCCCACACUGCCACCAAGAGAAACACCCGGAAAAAACAUCCCAGCCAGCCUCAUUGCCACCCUCAGCAGCAAGCAAUCCGUUUCUCCCCUUGGCUUGGCUACACCUACCAUUCGCGUCCCUCCCCUCUACGGAUACCCGUACUCCGUUCUCUCGCGCGUGCGCUAUGAUACAAACCUGUCCUCCAUCCUCCCCCCCCCCGUUCCAAUAAAGCCACCAGCUCUUCGCGAGCCCUCUUGGCCCAUCGCCUCGGGUCGCUUCCGCCAAUGCUCCAUCCCUACUAGUCAAUGUCCAUCACCUAGAGGGAGGCUGAGAUAG
Messenger RNA from Cordyceps militaris CM01, 543 nucleotides. RefSeq lists its product as uncharacterized. The record is from RefSeq and is a predicted model, not a curated record. The transcript is spliced from 5 exons. Bases 1 to 543 code for a protein of 180 amino acids. Lineage: Eukaryota; Fungi; Ascomycota; Sordariomycetes; Hypocreales; Cordycipitaceae.